Messenger RNA from Cynara cardunculus var. scolymus (artichoke), 2173 nucleotides. Its product is annotated as pyrophosphate--fructose 6-phosphate 1-phosphotransferase subunit alpha. Gene Ontology annotation, cellular component: cytosol. The transcript is spliced from 19 exons. Gene Ontology annotation, molecular function: diphosphate-fructose-6-phosphate 1-phosphotransferase activity; ATP binding; 6-phosphofructokinase activity. Gene Ontology annotation, biological process: glycolytic process; response to glucose; photosynthesis. The coding region runs from base 94 to 1938 and encodes 614 amino acids. NCBI's taxonomy places the organism in Eukaryota, Viridiplantae, Streptophyta, Magnoliopsida, Asterales, Asteraceae. The record is from RefSeq and is a predicted model, not a curated record.
UUUAGGUGAAGAGACACAGAGAGAGUGCAGUUCUAGGUGCGAGAAAAACACAUACACACUCUAGAAACAUAAACUAACAAUUUCUGUGUAGAAAUGGAUUCAGAUUAUGGAGUUCCAAGAGAGCUUUCUGAUCUACAAAAGAAUCGAUCUUUAUACAAACCCGAACUCCCCCCUUGCCUUCAGGGAACUACUGUGAGAGUAGAGUUUGGUGAUGCGACUGCUGCAGCAGAUCCUUCUGGUGCAAAUGCCAUUGCUCGGUCAUUUCCUCACACUUAUGGUCAACCUUUGGCUCAUUUUCUCAGAGCAACAACUAAAGUAGCGAAGUCUCAGACUAUUGAUGAGCAUCCUGCAGUAAAGGUUGGACUGGUUUUCUGUGGUAGACAAUCUCCCGGAGGACAUAAUGUUGUAUGGGGUCUUCAUGAUGCUCUCAAAACUCACAAUCCUAAGAGCACUUUGCUUGGAUUUCUAGGUGGUUCGGACGGUUUAUUUGCACAAAAAACUCUCGAGAUCACAGAUGAUGUUCUUGCAACCUACAAAAAUCAAGGUGGUUAUGAUCUAUUGGGACGAACAAAGGAUCAAAUAAGAACCACAGAACAAGUAAAUUCCGCAAUGGCAGCAUGCAAGGCUUUGAAGUUGGAUGGCCUAGUCAUUGUUGGAGGGGUUACGUCUAACACCGAUGCUGCUCAGCUUGCUGAGACUUUUGCUGAAGCAAAAUGCUCUACAAAGGUGGUUGGAGUACCAGUUACCUUGAACGGAGAUCUUAAGAACCAAUUUGUCGAAGCAAAUGUUGGGUUCGAUACAAUAUGCAAGGUUAACUCUCAACUCAUCAGUAAUGUCUGCACUGAUGCUCUUUCUGCCGAAAAGUACUACUAUUUUAUCCGGCUCAUGGGUAGGAAGGCAUCUCAUGUUGCCGUGGAGUGCACUCUGCAAUCACAUCCUAACAUGGUUAUCCUUGCUGAAGAAGUUUCCGCUUCAAAGCUUACUCUUUUUGAUAUAACAAAACAAAUUUGUGAUGCGGUCCAAGCCAGGGCAGAACAAGACAAGAAUCAUGGUGUCAUCCUACUUCCAGAAGGGCUUAUUGAAAGCAUCCCGGAAGUUUACGCACUUUUGCAGGAAAUCCACCAUCAUCUUCGACAAGGUGUUUCCGCUGAUAAAAUAUCAACGAAAUUGUCUCCUUGGGCAUCCGCGUUGUUUGAAUUUUUACCACUCUUUAUUAGGAAACAGCUUCUCCUCCAUCCCGAAUCAGAUGACUCAGCUCAGUUGUCUCAGAUUGAGACGGAAAAGCUUCUUGCUGAACUUGUGGAAGCAGAAAUUAACAAGAGACUGAAAGAAGGUACAUACAAGGGGAAAAAAUUCAAUGCAAUUUGCCACUUCUUUGGCUAUCAAGCUCGGGGUUCUUUGCCAUCAAAAUUCGAUUGUGACUAUGCCUAUGUUCUUGGACAUAGCUGUUAUCAUAUUCUAGCAGCCGGUUUAAAUGGUUAUAUGGCAACCGUCACUAACUUGAAGAGCCCUUCAAACAAAUGGCGUUGUGGUGCUGCUCCAAUAUCGGCUAUGAUGACUGUAAAGCAUUAUGGUCGUGGCUCAGGAUCAGGGUCCACGACUCUUGGGAAACCCGUAGUCCAUCCUGCUACCGUGGAUUUGAGAGGCAAAGUAUACGAGCUGCUUAGACAAAAUGCAACAAGAUUCUUGAUGGAUGAUGUCUACAGAAACCCCGGACCCCUUCAGUUUGAUGGUCCGGGUGCCGAUUCUAAGGCUGUCAGCUUGUGUGUGGAGGAUCUUGAUUACAUGGGUCGUAUCAAGGAACUGAACGAAUAUCUCGACAAGGUAAGAACGAUCGUGAAACCAGGUUGUUCUCAAGACGUUCUGAAAGCUGCGUUGAGCGCCAUGUCUUCUGUGACGGAUAUUCUUUCUGUCAUGACCUCACAGCGUCUAGAGUAGUACACGCCACUCCGGGUGGCUCAUCUUCCACCAUUGAAACUAGACUGUACUCGAACCUCCUUCGGAUAUCCUGUAUUUUCUCAAUUUUGUGACGAGUUGCUUUUUUAUUGUUUUUGAAGACAAACAAUUAGAUUGCGACUACUUGAUUCGGUCUUUCUGCUGUUCCUGUUUUCGGGUCUGGUUUCAGUUUCUGGGAAGAUUUAUAAUGAGAAAUAAAGCUUGACAUUUCAGGUCU